AUGGACGAUCCGACCGGACCAGGAUGGACAUGGCCUUACUGGAAGUUCGGCUUACAGAGGGAAGACCUCGAAACCAAGCUCCACGAUCAGUACAACACCUUUAGCCUCGCCAUUCUCGACCCCGAGGCCUUCCAUCAUGAUGUCUACGAACUAGCAAACAGAGCCACCACCACCGAUGAGUUCCAUCGGUUCCUUGCCGAGCGGAAGCAACUCCGAGUUCGCGAACUGAACGGGUCCCUCGAAUCUGCAGCAUUCGAGAUCAUUGGAAAUCCCGCCCUGAUCGGGACCGAUCAGUGGCAGCACGCUGUCCAGCUCUUCCGAACAAGGUCGCUUGAUUCGCUUGUUCGAUAUUUUGCAUCAUACCUUCCCGAGCAACACCCUUGGCACAAGUCCGCCGAUUCUGGCUCCGUCACCUCCAGUAGUGCCGAUUCGUGCCCCUCCCUUUUCGACGAUGAGUACUACGAUCCGAUCAUGAUGACGGAGGAGCCGCUUGAGAUUGUCGAUGAGGAGUCUAUUGUUAAGGACCACCUGCCGCCGUCUCCACGCUCCAUGACCAUGUGCUCGAACUCUUCCGUGGAUUCCCAUCUAGAUGGUUCUCAAGCAGACUUCGCCCUUACCCCAGCCCGCACCCUUUCAUACUCUGAAUCCGAAUCCGACCAUCUGGAAUCCUCAGCCUCGACACUCUACGAUGUGUCAGAGGUUACCACACCUGCUCCUGAGGAGGAGGACGUCACUCCUGAAGUGGCGUCAGGCAAGGAAACCUUAGAUCAUCACAAGGAUCUCUCCAUCACUUCCAAGUCAGAAACACCUACCCCAAAGCCUGAGCAUCAUGCCGCGGCUUUCUUCGAGCAGACGAAGCCAUCGCUUCCUUGUCGACGACACCGGAGUCUUUCACCAUCAUCUGCGCGUCCUCUCUCUGGUCAAGAAGUCCGGAGUAGCAUGCAGCAACGUGAUCCCAGGAAGCCGGAGCUUCCGACUCACCGUACCCAGGUGGCGGACGACGCAGCUCGCCGUUGGAAGGAGACAGGAUACCUGGAGAGGCUUAGAGAAAGGAUGUUCAACCCCUUGCAGAGAGGAAGAAGUCAGGGGAGGAAGACACAGACAAGUAGUUCCAGUCGUAUCCAAAAACCAGCAUCGGAGAGGACAAAGUUCAGGGGACGAAAGAGAGUUGAUAGUUAG
This is a messenger RNA of Sordaria macrospora k-hell, 1179 nucleotides long. RefSeq lists its product as uncharacterized. The record is from RefSeq and is a predicted model, not a curated record. NCBI's taxonomy places the organism in Eukaryota, Fungi, Ascomycota, Sordariomycetes, Sordariales, Sordariaceae.